UCGUCACCCAUAUUCAUUUGCCUUUUUGAGGAAAAGAGGGACAAAAAAAAAAGAAACGAACCACUUGUUGUUUCUUCCUAAAUACACUACUUACUAUGGUGACGACGUUGGAUCAGCACGAACAUCAUUCAAGUGGAGGCGAACAACUUGUCGAUGCUUCUACGAUCAAUACUUCGGCUGCUAGUAGGACCACACCAUGGCCACAAAGUCCUGGUCCCACCACCACGGCGACGGCGGCGAUGCACAAUUCUACUAUGGACGAUAGAUUCUCCUCGAUACAAUCCCCAUCUCCAUCUCAGGGGGAUACGUUGAGAUCGCUUCUGGAAGCUGAGAAGAUGAACGGUUUGAAGGUCGGUAUGCGAUGCGCAUCCGAAAGUUCGGCUGUGUUGGGUUCGCAGUUAUAUAUGGGGACUAUCCGGUAUAUUGGACCUAUCAAAGUUCCGUCGAAGCCGGAGACGGGGUGUGUCAGUCGUGAUGGUGGUAGUAGUGCUGACGUUGGUGGCGUCGGUGGCGUCGGUGGCGGCACUGGCACUGGCACUGGCACUGGCAGUUGUGAUGACGGGAACGGUCAGGACGAUAGUGAUGACGAAUUACCGGAACUUUUGCGUCCAAGUAGACUCCUUAGUCGUCUUCGAGUGUCGGGGUUCGACGAGAGUGGUGAACCGAUUUUCAUGGGGCCUGAUGAAGAGUUGGAAGGUGUGGAGAAGGACGUGGAAGUUAUGUGGGUAGGGAUAGAGUUCGACGAUCCCGUUGGAAAGAACAACGGAAGCCCUUCGGUGCACCGCGCCAGUGCUUGGAGGUGCGGUCCCCAUCCAGCAAUGCCUAGGGGGGGGGGGGGGGCCCAUCAGUGAGGGGUGGUGCCAGACCAACCCUCUCCCUUCGCAUCGGCGUUGGUAUGGAAGUCGCUCAUGAUUUUCCGCCCUUGGGAGAGGACAUAAUCCCCGCCACUCCCCGUCGGGGGGCCUUCCAUACCUUCCAUGUCUACAGUUCCUGGGCGUAAUCGACACCCGAGCAAGCCUCGAGAGAAGUUCCCUGACAUUCUCAUUU
Molecule: messenger RNA, 1047 nt
Organism: Cantharellus anzutake
Lineage: Eukaryota; Fungi; Basidiomycota; Agaricomycetes; Cantharellales; Hydnaceae
Exons: 2
Coding region: 96-851 (251 amino acids)
Source: RefSeq, a predicted model, not a curated record